CGCCCGCCAGACCACGCGCACACAAGCCCUCACGGACGUGCACACUUACGGGGACGGGCGCACACAUUUUUGCAGCGCCCGGCGGGGCCCGUCGAAGCGCCUCCCGACGGCCACAGGAGAGCCCUGGCUCCGAGGGCCCGUCCCGCCUGCAGAACUACUGCAGCUACGGGACCGGGCCAGAGGGAGCCACGAAGCGGAGGGCGCGGUGCUGCACUCGGACUUGCCAUGGAGGAUUCAACACAGAUGGCUAUGUGGCUGCAACGUACAUGGGCCAGCUUCGUGAUACUUGGCCUGUGCUGUCAGAUUGCCCAAGGCGCUGACAUCAGGAUUAAGACCCUUGAUGGCGAAUGCAACUGCUGGACUCGAAGGGACUCGGGGAUCGUUACCCUUGAGAAAUGUGGGACGGGCCCAGAGUCCAUAUUCAACGAGACAGACUCGAAUGGGCUCCAAUCAAGCAACGGAGAGUGCCUAACACAAGGCAGUGGCAGCAACAGGAACCGAAUCGGUGGGGCUCCAUGUCCGGCUGGUGGAACGACAUGGACGAUCGUAAAUGACAACCAGUACUUCAUGGAGCUGCCGGGCUCGGCUAGGGGUUUUUGUCCUCAGAACAAUGCCCAACAGUCACGUGUCACCCUGAUUGGCUGCUUCCAACCUGGUAGCGGGAAUCUUAACCGGUGGGAGAUACUGGAUGCUUCGGAAGAUCCUUGUCCUACAGGGACCAGCCCGCCAUCCCGGCCCCCCAACCCACCCCCAAGCCCCAGCCCCAACCCCUCCCCACCCAACCCUUCCCCUUCUCCCUCAUCUCCAACUCCCAGCCCGCCGUCCCCACCCAGAUCUCCAAGCCCACCCUUGCCAUCGCCCUCACCUGGUGUGACACCACUGGUAUCCCCACCUUCAACGAGUCCCUCUUCCAGCAGCGAUGGGAGCACGGCGUCAGCAACAGCAGGAGUUUCCACUGGUGGAAGCAGUGGGACAGAUGACGAUGACACGAUUGCCGCAAUAGCAGCAGGCUCAGUCGCUGGGGCAUUGGUUUUGGCUGGGGUGUCUGUUCUGGCUGUGUAUGUUUUUCUCAGAAAGAUGGGCAAAGCUGACAGAUCGUACAAAAAGGCAGUUGACAGCGACUCGCAUCUCAACGCCAUUGUCAUGGACAAGGGCUCAGCUCCCCAACCACUGGGCGACAGCCCAGCGGCCACUGCAGCCUCACCUGCGGCCCAUGGCGUCUCAGUCCAGCCCCUCACUGACUCCAGUGUGCAACGCUACAAGCACGCCGAGGCUGCAGCACCGCUCCUGUCAAGCAGCAUCGCAUCCUCUGCAGACAGCUUCCAGUCAGCUGCUGCAGGGGGAGGAGGAGGGCCCAUUGCUGGCCUGACAAAGGACAUGUUGGACAACUUCGCCCAGAGCAAGGACAGGGCAGGGGCCGAUCCCCACAAGCUGAUGGAGUCUACUUCAGAGGAAGAGGGGGCACGCCUUGUGGCUGUGCUGAACAAGAAGCUGGCAAAGCUGCACGAGGGUUCGGAGUUUGCUGGCAGGUAUGUGAUUGAGGAAGAGCGUUUCUCAGGGUCUAGUGCUGUGGUCUUUCUUGCCAAGGGCAAGUUUAACAAGCAGCAGGUGGCCAUCAAGUUCUUUGCAGAUCCCGAUGGCUACGAAAAGGAAAUAGAAGUGCGCAAGAGAAUGUCAUCGCAGUACAUAGCAAGACUCGAAGAUGCCAUCCCUUCAAAGGCUUCUGGGGGCCUCCCUGAUGCCCUUGUCUUCCAGAGGGGGGACUACACACUUGGAGAUUGGCUGAAGAAGUCUCGGCCAAAGCCUCUGCUGGUGAAGCUCGCUUUGAGCCAGAUUUUGGAGGGACUGCAGGAAAUGCACAAGCACUACAUCAUCCAUCGUGAUUUGAAGCCCAGCAACAUCAUGUUCUUCUCUGAAGAUUACAGCUGGAAAUUGACUGACCUGGACAACUGGGCACGAGCGGGUGAACCAGCUAAUGUGGCUUACACUCUGAUGUACGCUCCCCCAGAGUCUGUGACAGCAGACAUCCAAGGGAAGAAUGAUGUUGUGCUGGAGACAUCAGCCGACAUGUUCUCCUUUGGUAUCAUCGGCUACGAGGUUUCGACAGGAAUGAGGUUCUUUGGCCCAACUGCCAGCCCUGCUGAGGUGCGGCAAAAGCUCUUGGGCUUCAGCCAGAUGCCUGACCUGAAUGCCGUGAAAGAGCGCCAGCUCCGCCGAUUGAUUGCCAACACCCUGCAGAGAGACCCACAAGCACGCUGGAGUGCUUCCACUGCUCUUGGGAAUGCAUACUUCCGCUCUGCGGAUGACACGCUCCAGCAAGCAGAGAAGUUUGAUAAGGUGGCCCAGCAGCUUGCGCGCAUCGAGCAAAUGGUGGCUAUCGCUGCGGAUGAAAUUCGCUCAGCCAACCUCAUGGUGAACAUCGUGCUGGAGGCUUUGAGCCCUGCUGAGCAGGCUGGUCUUGGCGCACGCACCCAUUUCGAGUUUCACCCUGGUAACGAGUGCCCCCUAAUGACUGACGAAGGCCUGCCCGACCACCCCAUCUUCAUGAUGGCCCUGGAGCAGUCCUACAAGAUGAACAUCUCAGUCACACAUGAGAAGAGCCUGCCCCUGAGGAUCCAGUCUGUGGACUGUGUGCAUGUCACUCCAGUGGAUGGCCCUCCACUGCAGCUGCAGCCCUAUGUCACCAACUCUGCUGUUGAUGAGGUCUGCGCAGUGGCACUGUGGAACCCAGCCCAGCAUGGUGCCCCUUCGCUGCUGAAUAUCACCCCCUCGGGGGGCCCCCUUGACAGGCGGCUGGUACCUGUGGACGUCGGCCUCGUGUUCACGCUUCAGGGCCAAGGGUCGCAAUCUGUGCUGCGUGGCAAAUUGUUCAUAAAAAUGCACAGGGCUGGGGAGAAGUUUCUGUCACGCAAGAUGUUCAGGAGGGCAGGCAAGAUGUGGGAUGAGGCACCGCAAUGGGUGAAGGAUGGGGCCAAGGGUGCCAUGUUCUGCUACAACGUGGCCACAACGGUCCUGGGUGCAUGA
Ostreobium quekettii is the source of this 3024-nucleotide messenger RNA. The record is from the annotation of a GenBank genome assembly. NCBI's taxonomy places the organism in Eukaryota, Viridiplantae, Chlorophyta, Ulvophyceae, Bryopsidales, Ostreobiaceae.